AUGUGCGGCAUUCUCGCAGUCAUUCUUGCCUCGACAUCGGCAGAUGCGGCACCCGAGCUUCACCAGGCCCUCUACUAUCUCCAGCAUCGAGGACAAGAUGCCUGCGGAAUAGCCACGUGCUCCAAGGGUGGAAAGAUCUACCAAUGCAAGGGCAAUGGCUUGGCCUCCAAGGUGUUCCAGGACGGAAAGAGAGUUGCAGACUUGCCCGGCUACAUGGGCCUGGGGCAUUUGAGAUACCCAACCGCUGGCAGCAGUGCCAAUGCUGAAGCCCAGCCGUUCUACGUUAAUUCUCCGUAUGGCAUCUGCUUCACGCACAACGGCAACCUGAUCAAUGCGCCGGAAUUGAAGGAAUAUCUCGACCAGACUGCACACCGGCAUAUCAACACCGAGUCUGACAGCGAGCUCAUGCUCAACAUCUUCGCCGACCAGCUCAAUGAGACAGGCAAGGCGCGGAUCAACGCCAAUGACUGCUUUCGUGCUCUCGAGGGCAUGUACCAGAAAUGCAAGGGCGGCUGGGCCUGCACGGCUUUGCUCGCUGGAUUUGGCUUGAUCGGCUUCAGGGACGCAUACGGCAUCCGGCCUAUGGUCCUUGGAGAGAGGGACUCCAUUGACGUGGAGGGCGGCAAGGACUACAUGAUGGCCUCCGAAUCCGUUGCGCUCAGUCAAAACGGAUACAGCAAGAUACGUGACAUCAAACCUGGCGAGGCCGUGAUCAUCGAAAAGGAGAAGGCACCACAGUUCCACCAAGUUUGCGAGCCUCGGGAUUACGCGCCCGACAUCUUCGAAUACGUGUACUUUGCGCGACCCGAAAGCAUCAUCGACGGCAUCUCUGUCUACCGAAGUCGACAGCUGAUGGGAUAUCGACUUGCCGAGACGAUCAAAAAGGCGCUUGGACCUGAUCAGCUCAAGGAAAUCGAUUCGGUUAUUCCCAUCCCCGAAACAUCCUUGGUCUCUGCAUACGCGGUCAGUAAGCACCUCAAGAUCCCUUACUGUCAAGGCUUUGUGAAGAAUCGGUACAUCUUCCGUACCUUCAUCAUGCCUUCUCAGCGAGCUAGGCAACGUGGCGUCCGUGCCAAGCUUAACGCGAUCCCGAUUGAAUUCAAAGACAAGAAUGUGCUACUCGUCGACGACAGUAUCGUGCGUGGUACAACUUCACGCGAGAUUGUGCAGAUGGCCCGGGAGGCGGGCGCGAAGAAGGUGUUCUUCAGUAGCUGUGCACCUCCCAUUACGCAUUCGCACAUCUACGGCAUCGAUCUCGCCAGCAGGACCGAGCUGGUCGCACAUGGUCGCACAGCAGCAGACAUUGCAGAACACAUUGGAGCUGAAGGUGUCAUCUAUCAAGACCUGGAAGAUCUGACUUCUGCCUGCGCUCAAGACAGCCCUCGUGAUCCGGCAACCCAGCGCUUCGAAGUCGGCGUCUUCUGUGGCAAGUACGUGACGCCCGUCGAUGAGCAAUACUUCAAACACCUGGAACAGAUCCGCGGCGAGACAAAGAAGAUGAAGGUCAAGGAAAAGGCUGUACAAGCCGUCGCUGCUGGUACUGCCGGGCCCAAGGAAUUGAAGAUGGCCGUGAACGGCGUCGACGUCGACGACCACGGAGAAGUCGUUGCUAGGGACAGCGGCUCGGAUGGCGAGGGUCGGAUGCCCAAGCGGGAGCGGGUCGACCGAUUGUCGAGGGGCAACAGCUUCGUCGAUCAGAGACGUCCCAAUGGUAUGGAGGCGGAGAAGCGCGAUAGCCAAGAUAUCGCACUGCAUAACCUCAACGACCACGACGGCCAUUCAUGA
Molecule: messenger RNA, 1785 nt
Organism: Lecanosticta acicola
Lineage: Eukaryota; Fungi; Ascomycota; Dothideomycetes; Mycosphaerellales; Mycosphaerellaceae
Source: the annotation of a GenBank genome assembly